This is a messenger RNA of Darwinula stevensoni, 4410 nucleotides long. The record is from the annotation of a GenBank genome assembly. NCBI's taxonomy places the organism in Eukaryota, Metazoa, Arthropoda, Ostracoda, Podocopida, Darwinulidae.
AUGGGUCUGAAGGUGAGCUGCAUCAUUUCUCUUGCAGUUUCCAAAGGAGAGCUCCAGAGGCUCCAUAAUGCCUUCAAAAGGGCUGCUUCAAUCACAGGAACAAUAUCAGAGGAGAUCUUCCUCUCUGAUGUUCUUGGAAAUGGUAUUCCAAGAACACUGGGUCAUAUGAUAUUUGAAGCAGUGAGUGGAGGAAGUAGUCGUGGCUUGGGAUUCAGGGAUCUCCUGUGUUUCCUUGUCCUUAUCACCAAAGGGAAGAGGGAUGAGAAGACGAGAUUUUUGUUUCUCUUCUUCGCCAAUGAGAAUGGGACAGAGAUAGAGAAGCAUGAGUUUCUUGAAAAGCUGAGACUCUGCCAAGAACAUGUCAAAACUCAGAUCCUCUCCUCUCUCUUUCUAUCUAAGGAGCAGGUGGACUAUGGAGAAUGGAAGGAGUGGCUGAAUCGUGAGCCUGAAUCCCUGAGCUUAUCAAAAUGGUUGCUCGUUUGUCCUCCGACCGUUGGACUUUCUGAUGAAUCUGAACUCCCCACUUUUUAUCAGACUGUUUCUGGUGUGACACAUCGUAAGUCCCCAUGCAUUCUUAGAAAAGAUGCCUUGAAUACAGUUGACGAGAAGGAGGUGCUAGAACUGGAGAAGUGUUUCUGGGCACUACGGAAUGGUACUGGGAGGGGAGGCAUCAACCUGAGCUAUUUUGAGACCUUGGUCAGCCCUCCGUUGCCUCUAUGUGUUGUUCCUGGGAUUUUCAUGGCAUUCGAUGAGAAUCGAGAUGGCGAAUUGGAUUUCAAGGAAGUUGCAUGCGGAGUAUCCGCUGCAUGUCGGGGUCCUCUGCCUCUUCGCCUCAAGUGUGAGUGCCAAGAAUAUAAGUGCAGACUUAGGGCUCAUUUAGAACCUGACCUAUUCUACCUUGCAGUCGAGUUCAAAGUGUUCGACAGGGAUGAGGAUGGCGUAUUGAAUCGUGAGGAGGUGAUGGCCAUGGCACAAUGUUUGGUUGAUUCCACUUACGAACUGGACAUGAGGCUCCCUCUACCUGAUGUUGAUGAAGUCAUCGAGGAAGUCUGGAAGAAAUCAGAUGGCAGUGGUGUGUCAUAUGAGCAGUUUCUUCUCUGGGCUGUGGAAUCUAGUCUUGCUCAAAAUUUCCUUCAGCUCCUUUCUGAAGCAAUCAUUAUACCUGUUUGCCACAUUGUGCUUGGCCUCCGCCCAGUCACAAAGGAGGAUGAAAAGAAGAUAGUCAUAAAUUGGUUGGAAAGGGAGAGGAAGCGAACCAUGACACUGGGUGAAAUCUGGUAUCUAGUCAAUGCAGACUGGUGGAGAGUGUGGGAUAUUUCUCCUGGAGAAGGAAGUGAUUCUGGAGACCGGGCUGAUUCCCCCUCCAGGUCCACUCCCACCAGUCCUAGCAAAGUCAAAGCUUACUCAAGGAGCCCAGCAUCCUCUCCAGGACUAUGCCGGCGUUCCCCACCACCUCCCGCCUCUGUACCCAUGGCAUGCCCUGGAGCCAUUGAUAAUUCCCCCUUGGUUGCCCCCAAUGCCUGGAAAGUGUCAUCUAUCACAAGUGAAGGAGGGAAGCUGAAAGAAAACUUGGUUCAGGACAAACAAUUCAUCCUUGUUCCUGAUGCACUUUGGAAGGCACUCAGUUCCUGGUAUGGAUUCACUGUUUCCAUACCAAGGAAGGUAAACUUGCCUCCUCAUGUUUUCUUCUUGAGCUCAUCCUAUUUCAGAGAGUCCCAUGUGUUCUGUUCUACAGGAAUGAGUUACGUGCCAGCAUUGGGUUUGGCCCCUCGGAAGUAUCUGGCUUACAUGGGAGCAUUCAGUCAGAUGUGCACGGUCAAGGAGCUCGAAAUGUUCCUUUCUAGUCGACUGCAUAUUCGGCGGGAAGACCUGCGAGUAUGGCUUGUCAGAGAUGAUAAUAACAUGGUGCUGCUUGAAGACGAGGAGAAGACGUUAGAUGCAGUGCCUAUAAAGGGUGAAGAUCAAAUCCUGAUUGAGAUGCGAAACAAAGAUUUGACCUGGCCCGAAGAGAUGUCCCUUCUCCGCAAGCCACAGCGUUCAUCCUCUGUCUUCAACCAUGAUUGGCCACCUUUGACAGUGCCACCAGUUAAGGGUGCAACCGGUCUGAGCAACUUGGGCAAUACUUGUUUCAUGAAUGCAGCCCUUCAGAGUGUGAGCAAUACUAAACCUCUGACUCUUUACUUCACAUCAGGAAUGCACCUCCAUGAGCUCAACAGAGAGAAUCCAAUGGGGAUGAAGGGCCACAUUGCAAAGAGAUAUGGUGAUCUCAUUGAGGAAUUGUGGAGUGGGCAGGCAAAAUCAAUUGCUCCUCUCAAGCUCAGGUGGACGAUAGGAAAAUUUGCUCCUCGGUUUACUGGCUAUUACCAGCAUGAUUCUCAAGAACUUCUUGAGUUUCUGCUUGAUGGCCUUCAUGAAGACUUGAAUCGGGUCAGAGACAGGGUUGCCAUCGAACCUGUCAAGGUUAGGACUUCCUCAAAUCAAAUCCAACCUCUUCAGGACAGUGCUGAUCGCCCAGACAUUGAGGUUGCUGAAGAAGCAUGGGAAAAGCACAUCCUUCAAAACAAGUCCAUUGUUGUUGACCUGUUCCAGGGUCAGCUGAGGUCAAAAGUCACAUGCCAAGUGUGUGGGCAUGUGAGCCUGAAAUUUGACCCAUUCACUGUUCUCUCUCUCCCUCUCCCACUGGAUUCCUAUCUCCGCCUGGAGGUCAUUGGUGCGUCCCAUUGUGUCCUCUUGUACUGUUCUGGUGCAACAAAAUCAGAUUUGAGCGGUCAUUGUGAGAUGUGCCUGUGGUCCUUUUUUGCAGUGAUUCACUGUGAUGGAAGCAUGCCAAUAAAGUAUGGGGUGAGGCUCCUUGUCCCAGCCACAUAUUCUAGUCUCAAGGAAAAGCUGGCUCAAAGAACCAGUAUUCCCACCUCACACUUUGUCCUAGUGACAAUUCAGAGUGGUUCUCUUCAGGAGGCAUUUAGCAGUAUUUUUGUCCCACAGAGGAGGUUUCGUGAUGAUGAAGAAGUUGGGAGCUUACUAGUCUAUGCUUAUGAUGUACCAGGCAAGAAAGGAACAGACAUCGAUGAGGAGAGAGAUCCCCGUCCAAAUGGCAUCUCUGUUCCUGUCAACCAUGUAAGGCCACGAGAAGAUGAUUUUGUGGUUGCAUAUCAUCGCAAAAUGGGUCGGAAUGACACAUACUUCCUGGGACCCUGGGGUCGGAACAUACCACAGCUGUUUGGUGUGCCGAUUCUUAUUCCAUGGUCUGAGGACUUGACCCAUGCUGACCUGUACAAAGCCGUCUGGGUUCAGGUCUCACGCUUCAUCUCCCCUCCUCCUGUCAUCAGCUCCUCACUUGCAAAUCAUGCACAAGACUGUGAUGACAGCAUGGGCUAUGACUACCCAUUCAUCUUGAAAGCUGUAAGUGGGGAUGGGACAGUAUGCAGUCUGUGUCCCUGGUAUCGAUUCUGCCGGGGAUGCCCGAUCCCAUACUGUGAUGCUGAUUUCUCUUCCCUCACAUCCCAUGUUGCAAUUGACUGGGACCCCAGUGCCCUUCACCUUCGGUACCAAGCAUCAAUUGAACAAAGUUGUAAAGAAGAUGAGAGUGUCCUUGCCACCCUGGAAGCCCAGAAUGCCCCCAUCAAGGUAGAAGACUGCUUGGAAGCAUUCACAAGAGAGGAGCAUUUGAAUGCAGAAUGUUCCCAGUGCAAGAAGGAGCAAAAGGUCUCAAAACGGCUGGAAAUUUGGAGACUACCACCCAUUUUGAUCAUGCAGGUGAAACGGUUUCAUCUGGUUAACAAUCGCUGGGUUAAAUCCCAAAAAAUGGUUCAAUUCCCCUUGAAGCACUUUGAUCCAACGCAUUUCUUGGCUUCAGUUCCACGUUCCACGGUUCAGCGUCACAUGCGAGAGCUUCAAGAUCCCCAUGAAUCUCUACUAGAGAUAGACUUAGGGGAUGGGGAGGGAGCGAAGGUCACUUGGGAAGGAAAGAGUUCUUCGGAUCGACGGAAGCGGUUGGACAGUGUGACCAAGUGCAAUGUGAACCAAGGAGCCUUGCAGGAUUUCCACCAGCAUCGCCUUGUUGACCAUGCUGACCCCUUCUUCCUCAAAUAUAACCUCUACUCUGUUGUUUGUCACACUGGGAGUCAUCAGGCUGGCCACUAUAUCACAUAUGCCCUGAACCUCACUGGGACUUGGUUCCUUUUCAACGACAGUGCAUGCAGGCUCCUAUGGCUACCUGACUGUUGUGCACAGGAGGUGAAGGAAGAAGAUGUGAUGAGGGCCUCACCAUACAUGCUGUUCUAUGAGAGGGAGAACUUGGACUUUGGGAAAUACAUGCCAACAAUAGCCCCAGGGAGGCCAACGCCUGAUGUUGGGGAGCUGGACUCUGAGAUGGAGGCAGACAUAAAAAAGUAUUGUUCCAUCAUGUGA